Molecule: messenger RNA, 1803 nt
Organism: Pedinophyceae sp. YPF-701
Lineage: Eukaryota; Viridiplantae; Chlorophyta; Pedinophyceae
Source: the annotation of a GenBank genome assembly
AUGCGCUGCUUGGGAGCCCCGCGGGCCGCUUCCACGACGGCGGCAACGGGGCCGAAAUGCUCGAUGGCUCGGCCUGCGCGGCCUGCGCGGAUGACGGCCGCCGCGGCAGAGGGGAAUGGGAAGCACCGAACUCCUCGGCACUCGAGCCCGCGGCCGAGCCAGCGGAACGUGCGACGGGUCAAGCUCGACGCGCACCACCGCUCCAAGGCCUUCGCGAUGACCGUGGAGCAGCUCACGGACGGUCUCGUGGGUGAUGAGCUCGACGUGGAGAUUCUUCAAGAAUUCAGGAGGCCGCGUGACGCGGACGGUAGCAUCGAGGACGUGCUGUCGUCGCUCAACGACGUAGAGGCGGCACUGGAUGAGCUUGCGUCCCUGGACCGCCAGGACGGCGCCGGCCCCGCCACGGCCGACCGGGACGGCAUCGAGCGGCAGGCGCGCGAGCUCCUGGAGCGCGCCCUGGCCUCGGAAUCCGCGCUGGACUACGAGGCCCGGCUUCGCAGGGAGGAGGACAGCGGAGGAGCGCAGCCACGGGUCACCUCGCGCCGCACCGUCGUGCGCAGGACCGCGAGGAGCCCACGACGCGCGCCCGAGGCGUCCGCCACGGCGCACAUUGCGCCGGAGAACGUCAACCUGCGGGUGACUGGCCGGCCGAGCUCGUCGCGCCUCUCUCAGAGCGCCCGCCGCGCGGCAUCCGCGCGCUCCUCGCGGACCGCCGCCUGGGGCUCGCGCAACGUGUCCGCCCUCGCACCCGAGCGCACCCACACGCGCCGCCCCGCGUCCACCGAGGGCGCCUCCGACGGCAUGAAGAUAUUCCUCCGGAACAUUGGCAAGCACAAGUUGCUCACGGUGAGCGAGGAGCGGGUGCUGGCGGCGCAGGUGCAGGACCUGCUGGCGGUCGAGAAGGUGGAGGAGAAGCUGCGGGAGGAGCUCGGCAGGGAGCCUUCGUCGGCGGAGUGGGCGGAGGGGUGCGGGAUGGCGGACGGCCCGGCGUUCCGGGAGCGGCUGAAGGUCGGCCGGGACGCGAAGCAGAAGAUGAUCGAGUGCAACCUGCGCCUCGUCGUGUCGAUCGCGAAGAAGUACACCAACCGCGGCCUCGAGCUGCAGGACCUGAUUUCCGAGGGCAUCCUCGGGCUCGUGCGCGGCGUGGAGAAGUUCGACCACACGCGCGGGUUCAAGUUCUCGACGUACGCGCACUGGUGGAUCCGGCAGGCGAUCACGCGCGCCAUCUCGGACCAGGCGCGCGUCGUGCGGCUGCCCGUGCACCUGUACGAGCAGCUGUCCAAGGUGAAGAAGGCCGAGCGGGAGCUCGCGAACGAGCUCGACCGCGACCCGACGCCCGCGGAGAUCGAGGCGCGGUGCGGCGUCCCGGCGAGGAAGCAGGACCUCGUCAAGCGCGCGCACCGGCAGCCGCUGUCGAUGGACGCGCCGCUGCGCGCGACGCCCGGGGACGACGAGUCGCGGACGCUGGAGGACGUGUUCGAGGACGACAGCGAGGUCACGCCGGAGCAGGCGGCGGUGAGCGCGCAGCUGCGGCACCACAUGGACGAGGUGCUGUCGACGCUGAGCGAGCGGGAGAGCGGGGUGCUGCGGCUGCGGUACGGCCUCGAGGACGGCCAGGAGCGCACGCUCGAGGAGAUCGGGCGGCACUUCGACGUCACGCGCGAGCGCAUCCGGCAGAUUGAGCAGAAGGCGCUGCGGAAAUUGCGCUCGCCUGCGCGGUCGGGGGUGCUGCACGAGUACGGGAGCGAGGGCGAGAUGACGCAGGUGCGCGCGUCGUCGUCGGUGCAGCGCGGCGGGUACUAG